Molecule: messenger RNA, 9086 nt
Organism: Nylanderia fulva
Lineage: Eukaryota; Metazoa; Arthropoda; Insecta; Hymenoptera; Formicidae
Gene: Patronin
Product: calmodulin-regulated spectrin-associated protein patronin
Biological process (GO): cytoplasmic microtubule organization; negative regulation of microtubule depolymerization; neuron projection development
Cellular component (GO): microtubule minus-end
Molecular function (GO): microtubule minus-end binding; spectrin binding; calmodulin binding
Source: RefSeq, a predicted model, not a curated record
ACUCGUCUCGCGGCAACCGACCCUCUCGUUCUCGCGUAUCGCGAUGGACGGCGAAGUGCUGCGUGCGGCGUACUGCUGCCUGCGAACGGACGUAUCUCCGCGUUGAGAGGGAGAGAGGUUGUUUGUCGCGCGUGUGUUUACUCGGCGGAGCUCGCGAGUAUCCUGUCAACGCGCCUCGCGACUCGCGACGAAGAGACCCCUCGACCGACGAGCGGAGUGAAGUCGGGCGCGAUCGUGCGAGGGAGAGAGACGGAGGAAGAUACAGUGCAGAGUUUAAUCGGGCAUCGUGUCGUGCGCGAAACCCUCGACGGAUAUCCUCGUCCUAGUGUUCGCCUCGCGGGACCUCGAGGCCAGGAAGCUGUCAAAACGAGCGGAUACGUUCGAGGAGCUUCGGGUCGCGAGACCUCCGGGUCUCUCUUGAGCGUGAGAGAGAGAGAGAGAGAUCGAAGGAGAGAGAGAGAGAGAGGACCGAGUCGAUCUCGAGAGAGCAGUAGGAAGACGCGAGAGAGAGAGAUAGAAGACGGCGAGAAUUUGGUUGAUACAAUGUGUAUGUGCGUGUGUGCUCGCAAGGAUAAACCGAAGGGAGAGAGGAAGUGAAACAUUCUAAGUAAGGAAUAAUAAAACGACGAGUGAAAAGCACGAGAGUACAGAAAAAGUGCGGAGGAAGAGACCCGGGGAUUUUUCUCCGACAGAAGAAGAAGAAGAAAGGAAAAACAAACAGCGAAGUAGAGAAAAGAUCCUUCCGUGAGAUCGUCUUGGCUAUGACGAGGACAGGGAGUCGUCUCGAUCGGUCGUCGUCUUUGAUUGAAGCCGCGGAUGUCAGCCCCAUCAUCCCCAUCAUCCCAUUGAAUGUGGAACACGAUCUCACGGUUCUUCGCUAAGGGCAGCAAGACCACCUCGCCGCUGCCAUCAUCACCGACGACGGCGGCAAAAGACGACGAGGAACAACAACAACAACAACAACACGAGCCCGCGUGCAACGGCGUCGCCAACGACGACGCGUCCGUCGACGGUACGAGCGCCGUCCAUGUGUUCUACGGCGCGACGAUGGAUCGCGGCGCGAGUGCAGACGAUCGACGAUGGCCUCCUGCCGCAGCCUCCUCCGCUGGAACAACGACCGGUGCCGCGGCGGCAGCGGCAACAGCCGACCAGCAGUCCAGCGGGGGCGAUUCCGAGCACUUCGACUCCUACGACUCCCGCAAGGCCAAACAACGUGCCUCCGUAAAAUGGCUCCUAUCGAAGGCAUACAACAAUCGAGUACCAGAAAAGCUCCGCGAGCCGUAUUAUCGUGAUCAUGAGGAUCAGGAACAUCUGAAACCGCAGAUCGUUCACGCCCUUUCCAAUGCGGAGCUCUACUGUCUCGCCCUGGCCAACAUAUACUCGGAUCCCAACUAUCACAAUCAGAAUCACUACGGGAUCCUGCAGGCCCUGGCCAGGAAAGGCGUCUACGUCGCGGAACAGAACAAUACUCAACUCACCGAAACGAUUCUCAUUCAAAAUUCACCACUCAAGAUGUCUGCGCAUAUGGCUGUGAUAGAAGGCCUGAUGGUCUUGUACGCGAAGGAGGUGGUAACAGGGGACCGGGUCGUCUCAGCGAUACGACGAUUCGACCCCCAGGCCGCGGUGGACGUGCCGUCAGAUCACGAGAAGGGUCUCCUGCUCUGGAUCAACCACGCAUCGCACGCGUUAAUCGCCAAGAUCCAGAGCGAGGAGGGCGCCGGCGACAAGACGCGGCUGCCCGAGCUACCCGCCGCCAAGGACUUUCAGUCUCUGUGCGACGGCGUCGGCCUGGCAGCCGUCGUCGCCUUCUAUUGUCCCGGCGAACUCAACUGGAUGGAGAUCAGGGUGUCGAAGAGACCCUCGGUCGCGGACGCGUUGCACAAUCUUUCCCUGGUGCACGCGUUCUGCCUCAAAUGCCUGCCCUAUUCGAUUUUCCACAUGCAACCUGAGGACGUUACGUACAUGAGAGGGUCAAUGAAGCAGAACCUGGUGGUUUUUCUGGCGGACAUGUACAACGUUCUGGAAAUUCAUCCGGCGAAAUGCGUUCGUUAUCCCGGAGAGGAGCGUGCGAUGCAAUACUUAGAUGCCUGCCCGCGCAAUAGUCAUGGCGUAGCUCAUAAGAGAUGCCUGCCACAGUCUAUAGCUCCGAUACCCGAUCUGAGAAGCAACCUCUCCAUAUCCGCGCCAGGCUUCACAGUUGCAAAAUCAACUUCAAAUACUGUGAAAAAGUCACAAUCUUUGCAACAAACUACCGACAGUCAUCCAUACGACGACAGGCGCAUAGGUAGCGAGGAGAGCUUCGUGGUGCAUCGUGGCAAGGGCAUUCCCACCUUGAGCUCCGUGUCGGAUGACAAGUCCAGAACUGAAGCUGCGGGACGGCCGAGCAACUGGGAGGAGCAACGACGGAGCUCAUACGCUGGACGUCGGUCCAGACGGAACAGCAUCACGGACGAUUCUCAGUUGACAAUCGAGAACUUUGGCGGAUCUCAGGAUAAUUUACACAAUUUUGGUAGAAAUCCGGAUAAAGAGGUAGGCGCGCACGUGAACAAGCGCAACACGACGGAGCCGACGUUGCCCGCGAGAUCUAGCGUCCAGGAUGUUUACGGCAGCGGCGUGCAGCACAUAAUUGCGGACAACGGCUACAACGGCAGCAAUGGUAGCGAGGAGCUGCCGCGGCUGCGACGACAGGCAUCCAACAGCAGUCUGGAUAACGUCGCUCUCCGGCAGAUCUUACAUUCCGGCGUAGAGAACGAUGGUGGCGGUGGCGGAGAUAACAACGAUGCUAUCGGGGACGCCGUCACGAAGUUCGCCAGUUUCGCGAACCUGAACAGGCAGAGCUCGGAAAAGGGGAUCAAUUUCACGUAUAUGGAACAAGAGCGGCAGGACGACGUCAAACAGCCAAGUAAGAGGCACGGUCAAAGUAACGGAAACGGCGAGAAGAAAACGACCUUCGCCACUUUGCCGAAUACGACCACGUGGCAGCAACAGAGCAGCCAGCAGUCGCAACAGUUGGAGCAACAUUCUAUCGAUGAGAACGGCGGUAAUACCAUAAUGGCCUCGCAGUUGAAUAACAUACGACUGAAGCUCGAAGAGAAGCGACGACACAUAGAGAACGAGAAGCGAAGGAUGGAGGUUGUUAUGUCGAAGCAACGGCAGAAAGUAGGAAAGGCAGCGUUCUUGCAGGCGGUCACUAAGGGUAAGGUUAAAUCUCCCUCUUCGUCAACGUCCGGGGGGGACAGUCCGGCCGAGACAGUCGGUCCCCCCACUCCUGUAACCUCCGGGUCUUCCGGGGCAACCCCGACGAGCAUUUCCGAGGCGUCCUCUGUACCCCAACAACCCUCUCAAGAAAAACCACAGAGACCUUUCUCGCUCAAGGAAAUUAGUGAGGAUGUGCGAGACGUCGAGCACAAGUGGUUGGAACACGACGGGAACGCGCCAUUCAUCGAAACCAGACGCACUCCGGAUAUCGAGAACAUGGAUCCCGAACAAUAUCGUCAAUCUAUAACACAAAUGAACUCCAGCCUGAGCGAGAUUCAAGCGGACAUACAGCGUUUAGCGAGCCAGCAGAAUCAGAUUCAGCAACAACACCUGAUGACGCAGCAUCAGAAACAGAUGCAGCAACAACUCCAGCAACUGCAGAGUCUCAGUCAGCAGCAUAUGCAGCAGUCUCUCUCACAGACUUACGGAAUGCCGCCGAUGAAUCCGUUAACGCCCAGACUGCAGGAUACGCAGCAAUCACAGUUCUACUUGCACGAUCAACCGCAAGUGCAGAGGAGAAUGUGGGGCCAACCGGCGCCUGCCCAAAGUCUAGCCAACGAGAUGGCCGCGGUGGGCUAUCAGCAGUCUAUGGACUCUCGAUUUAGCCCCCAACCUGCCGCUUAUCAGCAAGAUAUGCGCAUGUACGCGGAUCCCACGAGGACCUGGGCCGCGCCGCAUCAGACGCAAAAGGGAUUCGUUCUGCACGAUAAUCAGGAAGCGAGGUAUCUUAAUGGCGGGGAUCAUAGUCUGUGUAAUAAUCAAAUGAGCCAUCCCGGCCCGACAUAUCCGGGGUCCUCGUCGCUUUUCAAUCAAACACAAGCCACAACUGCUAGUCCGCAACAUCGUAACGCUGUUCAUCGAAUAAGUCAGUUAAUUAGUGAAAGUCCCGAGCCUAAGAGAUCAACUGCACAUCACGUCCCGAUCUCAUGCGAAAGCCCAACGGAAAAGAGGCAGGUGACCGCUUUGCACACUCCAGUACCAGCUCCACCUGCUGAUGAUAUGAAGCCACAGAAUAUAUCUUUCAUUGGCAACGAUGACGAUAUCGCGCAAGGUAUUCGAGGCUUGAACAUUACAUCGGGUAGUCGUACGUAUAGAAUACCGUCGCCAACCAGACCCACGAUAUCGCAGAAUUCCUUCCAACCUCAUCCCUCAUUAAGGGAAACGUCGCGUUCGGCCACUCCGGACGUCACCCCUCUCGAUUCCACGGACGUGGGUGAGAAAGGGUUCUACAUUUCUUUCGACAAUGAUGUUCCCAAGAAGCCGAAACCGACUCUCAGGGUGAAAAGAAUGUCCCCGAAGAAGGAACGAAGUGUAUCGUCUUACAUCGAGCACGAGGACUUCAUGCGUUCCGAAUCGCCUCUUAUCAGCGCAGUUGAAAGGCAGAAGCAAGCGGAAGCUCAGCGAGAAUUAGAACGGGAGCGAUUGCGACAAGUCGAAGAGAGAGAAUAUCAAAGGCAAGAAAUGAGGGACAGAGAGCUUAAGAGGGAAAUAGAAAGAGAACGACAGAGGGAGAAACAACGCGACAGCAGUGCGGAAGGCCGACACGCUUCCGGAGUUGGUCUGGUGAUUGGGAAUCAACUUACGAAUCCCGAUCCAAACUCUAUGGACGAAAUGGAGAAAAAGAAAGAGAAGAUAAUGCUAAUGUCGCUGCAGAGAAGGCAAAGGCAGGAGGAAAUGAAGGAAAGAAAAGAAAUCGAGUCUCAGGCACGUAGGGAACAAGAGAAAAUGAAGCAAGAGGAAAGGGCUCGUAAGAAAGAGGAGGAACGACAAAGACGAGCCGCUAUCUUGGAACAUCAUAAAGUGAAGAAGGCGAUAGAAGAAGCGGAGAGAGAAGGUAAAGUAAUUGAUAAGGAGCUCCUCAACGCAAUAAAUCCAGCAAAAUUGCGCAACAAGACUGCAACCGCUCGACCACGGCCCAAAACGAUCCACGUAGACGCAGGUACGGGGUUGGACUCCGGGGCCCUUACACCUAGUCGCGGGAAGAAAGGUUCCUCUUCUAACUUGAGUACAGCGUCGCUGACCUCCCCAACGAUGAGGCGAGACUACUACCGGGGCUCGCAGGAUAGUCUCACAGCUGCUCAUCUCGAUGACCGACGUUGUUCCGGCCCUCUUUAUCGGGGCGGCAGUCUCAGGGUAUCUUCCGUAGAUUCACCCGAUGACGGUAGAGGCUCCUCGCCAUGUCGCAGCGUGAAUCAGCUCGGUCGACGUGGCUCCUACAAGACUUCCAGAGAUGCGCAGGAGUCUCAACAACAGGUUAGAGGCAGGCCUAAAUACCAGACUUACCAAAACUUUAAGGGGAGAAAGUCUAAUUCCCUGAUGAAUUUGUGCGAUUCGGACAGCGGCCUGGGUAGAUCGACGCCACCGAGACGAGCCGCCAGUCCGGGUAUAGGCAGCAUGAGGCAUCUGACGUCACCCUCGGGCCCCGGCUCGCUGCCACCCGCCCUGAUGACCUCGAAGAAAAGGAUCUACGACGAUGGCAGUAGCGAUAUCAGUAGCACGCCCAGUUCUAUGAUGGACUACAAUGGCCCGAGACUAUAUAAACUGCCGAUAGCCAAGUCAAAUCGCAACAUAAUGCUGAACGCUGUGGAGUACUGCGUCUUCCCCGGUACGGUGAACAGGGAGGCCAAAUCAAGGGUACUGGAGGAGAUCAGCCGGUCCGAGAGCAAACAUUUUCUCAUCCUGUUUCGGGACGCCGGCUGCCAAUUUCGCGCUCUCUACUCGUACUGUCCCGAACGGGAGGAGGUGGCCAAGCUGUACGGUACUGGGCCCAAACAAGUCAUCGAUAAUAUGUUCGACAAGUUUUUCAAAUACAAUUCCAGCGGAAAAUGUUUUUCGCAAGUUCACACGAAGCAUCUGACGGUGACCAUAGAUGCCUUUACGAUACACAACAGCCUCUGGCAAGGGAAAAAGGUGAACUUACCGAACAAGAAGGACAUACCGCUUGUCAUAUAGUUUUACGUACACAAGUGGUCAACACUUAACUUAACAUUAACGCUACCGUGCCCUCUGUUGUUCAUAGUUACUAUUUUAAUACAGGCCCAUAUUAAAUUAAUGCGAAUAUAUUGCGUUUCUUAGUCAAUUUUAUAAGGACAAUUGAUCGGUGCUGACCCCUGAAUAAAAAAAUCACACAAUCCGCGGAAUCCGCUCAUCCCUCGAUUGACAAUUUGCACGUCGCUUCUUUCAGAAAAUAGAAGGAAGGACGAGAGGGAGAGGGAGGAGGGAGCGUUGAUCACUAGGAAAAUGUUUUGUUUUUUUUUUCUUUCUUGCAUUUUUUCUUAUUCUUCGUUGAGAGAGCGUCAGCAUCAAUCACUGUGUCAUAAAAAGAUUUACCAGUAUCUCUACUUACAUAAGAAUGAUUUUUGUGUUGUAUUACAAUAUGCCCCUUUAAAUACACCCUUCCUCCGAUUUUGCGGACUAACUUCGACAUGUAUAAUCGUCUUGUAAUCGUGUAAAUCGCCGUGUUGCGACUGCAUGGACGUGCGACUGUACUGAAUAUUUGCGCAAAAAGUUUUUUUUUUUUCUUUUUUAAAGCAAUUUUUCCUAAAUUUAUCGAGUACGAAGCAAAGAUGAGAGAAAGAUGGCAUUUGUUCUUGCGCGAAUGUAUGUAUGUUUGUGUAUGUGUGUAUGUGCAUAAUGCGAUUCGCGCACAGAUUCUUUUUUUUUUUUUUUAUUCUAAACUAAGGGGUCUAAAUUAUUGAACGAUUAUUCUCUUAGAGUGUUUGAAACUUUUUAAAGUAUAUAAGGUGAAAAAAUGCGAAUAUGAGGGAUCAUUAAUUUUAGCUGACUUGUGGUUUUUACUUUUUCCUCGCGUCCUCUUUUUCUCCCCAUCUUUAAUAGCCCGCCGCGAUGUAUUUCUAUAAAAAAACAAUUCGUUUCUUUUUUUAUAUGUAUAUAUAUAUAGCGUCUUUUUUUUAAUCGGAAAAACAUUCAAUAUCUUUUUUUUAUACUUGUAAUAUUUUAUUAGUUGAGAUAUGUGUCUUUCUGGGCAAAAAUGCUCUCGAAACGAAUGGAAGAGAUGAAUUAAUGAUUUCUCAUGCUACGUAUUUCUAUGCGAUUUUCUCGCGACUGUUGACGAUUGUAAACGCGUAGCGUGAUUCUUGCGGUGUCCCUCCAUCUUCUUUCCCCCUUUCUUUGCGAGAGAAGAAACUUUUGCGACCGGGAGAAGAAGAUGGAACAAACAGAUAGCUCACGUUGUAAGUAAAUAAGUUUGUUGCUUAAUUAGCGGGGAGCAAGAUGUAAAAAACCAGCCUUAUAUCGAUCAACGCGAACGUAUAUUGUAUUGUCGCGCGUUUCCUUGUAUAAGGAUAUUACGAUACCUUCGCGACAUCUCAUUAUCGUUUCUGCGGGCGACAAAACGUUGUGCAAGGCAUAUAUGUACGUAUUUACAGUUUUACGCCAAAGCGAACGAUGCGUUUCGUCGGGAGGGGAUUAGAUAGUUAUCAUUGUGUACAAAAGAUGGAUGUUUUUGCAUAAGUAUAUUGUUGCCUCGCGGGGAAGGACUGCUACAGGGGAGAAAGACUUUUUUUUUUUGCUUCCCCCGAGUUUUUGCGCUUGCGAUCGUGUUCUUUAUCUUUGUAAGAGGAAGGUGGAAGAGAAUGGCUCGUAUUAAAAAGGACUCCUCAUUGAAUAGGAUUUUGGAUUUCAGUAGAAAUGGCUGUUUUUUUCAUAUUUUGUAGAAUAUAUUCUGCUGAUCAAAAGAUGUAAAUAAUAGUCUCAAAGCUAAAUAUUGGAUAAUUAUUGAACUACAAUCAGUUCAACAACAGUAACUAUUAUUACUAGAAAUUGAAGCUAUUACAGCUUUUAUUUAGCAAGUCAUAUACUACAACAUAUGGGGGAAAAAGCCAAUUUCAUCAAAAUCUUAUCCAUUUAGUGAAGGGUCCUUUAGUAAUUUUAACGAUGGAACUGUACUUUUUUCAAAUGGUUACUAACGAAAGUUGAUUAUAUCUCGAGAGUCAGACGUUUCCGCUUUCUUUGGAAAUGUAAAAAGAGAAGGAAACACUUUGCGAAGCCUCAUGUUAUGAAAUAUUGUAACAUUGGAUUACAAAUGCGUACAGACAGAUUUAACGAAUUGACAGUCUCAAACUCUAUUGAAUUUUCUCAUGGAUAACUCCCCCGCCAUCUCUCAGCGAAACUUCAGUCAGCCCGAGCGAACAGAUCUGUGUGUAUGCGAAUGAUGAUGUUAAUUUAUCGGAAGAACUAUGCUAUAUAUUUAUUGUGCCAUAUAAAUUUCGACGUUCGCCUUUCGCGUGGGAAUUGGCAUCGGCUUCCUAUUCUCGUUGAACGGAUAUCUAUAUAUAUAUAUAUAUAUAUAUAUAUAUAUAUAUAUAUCCUUGAUCGUGACGUAGAAACAUGAGAGAAGGGACUAGAAAUAGGUAGACUUAAAGUAGACAUUUUAUACGACAAUAUCGGGGGUCUAUCUCGUUUUUUCGUACAAUUAAUUUCUCCCGGAUCUUUCCGUCCAUCACGGACGGGGUCUGAUGAUCCAAAAAUAUCGUUCUUCUCUCUGAUUAUUUUGUACGAUGAGUCUUCAAACUCGGCCGAGAUGUAACAUGUCCGAGUACAGAUAGACCCUCCAUAUUCCGCGACGGCGUAACACAAAAAAAAACGUAACACGCAGGAUUUAUUAAGAAUACACACAAAUACGCGAAUCACAUAUCGAAUUCCGAAUGUUUUCCGGCAACCGCGGAAGAGUAUGUAUUUUCAAUUCGUAUAUAUGGGAUGCCCGAUCAAUUUCUGGCUUUACUACUCGUCGUCCCGCCUUUUAACCACGUGUAACGAGAGGGACUUGUGAGAUUAAACUCCGUCGAGAUUAUAUACAGUAACAGAGA